AUGAGCCAACAUAGUCAAAAACAAGACCAACAUUCUGUGGGCAUAGUAGGUGCUGGGCUAGUCGGGUGUGUUGCCGCAUUGGCUUUUGUAUCCAAAGGUUAUACGGUAACAUUAUUUGAAGCACGAGAUGAUCCAAACAAUCAAGUCGAGCGAAAUUUACGAUCAAUUAACUUGGCUGUGAGUAAUCGUGGAAUCAGAACGUUGAAAGAAAUUGAUGAAAAUUUAGCUGAGAAAGUUCUUGAGCAUGUAAUUCCAAUGAAGGGAAGAAUGAUUCAUGAUAUUACUGGGAAAAAACAAGAGUCGCAAAUAUAUGGAUUGAAUGGAGAAUGUAUCAACUCUAUCGAUAGAGCUUACCUCAACAAGAUCCUCCUUCAAGAGUUGAAGCGACGCAAUGUCAAGGUCUAUUUCCAGCAUAAACUUGUUCGGUUAUCAAACAUGGAUAAGCAUCCUGCGAUUGAAACGAUCAACAGUACGGGAGAGAUGGAGAGAUUUACUUUUGAUUACAUUAUUGGAGCAGAUGGAGCACACUCGCAAUUCAGGUACCAGCUUCAAAAAUUCAUGAGAAUGAGUUUUGCCCAGGAGUAUAUCGAUAUGCAAUAUAUCGAGUUGUACAUCCCACCUGAUCCAAAGAAGAAGUUUGCAAUCGAUGCAAACCAUUUGCACAUCUGGCCCAGGCAUGAUUUCAUGUUGAUUGCAUUGCCAAACCAAGAUGGUUCAUUUACCUCGACUUUCUUUAGCCCCUGGUCUGUGAUUGAAUCGAUGCAGACCGGUGAGGAAUUUGUUCAAUUCUUUGCUAAAAACUUCCCCGAUGCUUUAGAGUUGAUUGGAGAAAAGCCUCUUUUGGAGGCGUUUGAGAAAAACCCAAGAGGCUCUUUAAUGCAAGUGAGUGCGUAUCCUUACAAUAGUCCUAAUGGAAAGGCAAUAAUCAUUGGUGAUGCUGCUCAUUCAAUGGUCCCCUUUUACGGCCAAGGCAUGAAUUGUGGAUUUGAAGAUGUCAGAAUUCUUAUGGACUUGAUCGACAAAUAUGGUAUUGAUACAGCAUUUAUAGAGUAUUCGCCUCAAAGAAAAAAGGAUUUGGAUGCUAUUUGCAAAUUGGCAUUGGACAAUUAUUACGAAAUGUCAUCAAAAGUGACUAAUAUCUGGUACUUGGCAAAGAAAAAACUCGAUUAUUCGCUAGGCAGAGUUUUCAAAAACAAAUGGCUUCCAUUAUACACUAUGGUUUCCUUUAGAGACGAUAUCCCAUACUCCAAAGCUAUAGAGAUUGAAAAAAGGCAGACAAAAAUUGUUUCCAAUGUGCAAAUUGGUGUGAUUACAUCACUUGCCAUCUAUGGUGUCUACCUAGCAGCCAAAUUGUGCGACAAAAAGCGUUAA
Lodderomyces elongisporus is the source of this 1371-nucleotide messenger RNA. It is a transcript of the gene BNA4, whose product is annotated as kynurenine 3-monooxygenase. Gene Ontology annotation, molecular function: FAD binding; kynurenine 3-monooxygenase activity. Gene Ontology annotation, cellular component: mitochondrial outer membrane. The record is from RefSeq and is a predicted model, not a curated record. The transcript has a single exon. Bases 1 to 1371 code for a protein of 456 amino acids. Lineage: Eukaryota; Fungi; Ascomycota; Pichiomycetes; Serinales; Debaryomycetaceae. Gene Ontology annotation, biological process: quinolinate biosynthetic process; L-tryptophan catabolic process.